AUGGACACUACGUUGAUAACAUUUCAUCUGCAAACUUCCUCAUCAACCCAAUCGGUUGAUCUCGUCGGAUCAUGGGAUAAUUUCACAAAACACUACCCUAUGGAACGGGACGCCAGGCGCGCGCAUGGUCAGUGGCGUGGAUGUCACACAUUCGAAGACAUCAUCUCCGAUACAGAGGGUGGUGGUAGCAGACCCAAAAGAAAAGGCGGUUUAAAAAUGGGCCAAACCUAUUACUACUAUUACGUGCUGGCGGACGGCACUGAAACCCACGAUUCUUCCCUCCCAUCUACGACGUCCUGCCCAUACCUUCCCGGACAGACGGUAAAUCUCCUGUGGGUCCCAGUAGAAGUUCAACCGCUUCGUUAUCGCAGCGCUUCAAUGAGCUCGGUGGCCAAUGGAUACGUCAAGACCUUGAAUCCCGCGGCUAAAUUCGUGCCACUACGACCACCACCCCAGAUUUCCACCCUGGUCCGAUGGAAGUCAUCCUCAUUGCCUGACGCGAGAAAUGGAUCAUCCCGUUCGGUCUCACAACCCGAGAGGCCAUCACGAUCCCCCCGGCUGUUUUUCGGCUUUAGAUCACUGUAUGCCCUAGGCGACAAAUGUGACCGAUCUUUAUCACUGAGCAAGUUUGAUGGAGGCGAGCCAUACUCGGACGAGGAGAGGGAAGCUAUAGGUACGCCAGGACGGUAUUCGCGUGACAUCUCCUCACGAUCAUCCAAGGGGUCAAGCUCCCCGGAACGUUCCCCAGUACGACGAAUGACUAGUCGAGGGAGCAAUACCUACCAUAUGCCACAACUAUUGAUCCCGGAUGAGAUCGAAGAAGAAGCUGAAGAUGAGGAGUGCCUCGUCGACAAUCUCGAUAGAAUGACGUUGAGAGGAGAGAGUACUUCUCUUUCUGUAUUCCCUCCAUUCUUAGAUCCCCAAUCCCCAGCAGCCCCAGCAGCCCCAGGCUCCACAUCAACGAACACCUCAAGACCUCUCCCACAAGUCUCCGAGGAAUCGCAUCUUCCUCUCCAGCCCUCAUCUCGCCGCCUCUCCGUCUCCAACCUGCCACGAUCACACAUCUCUCCCAUCUCCACCGCCUUCCACUCCCCAACCUCUAGCCAUUCCAACCAUAGCGAAACCCCGUCCAUCCCUCACUGUAAUUUCUACGACGAUCUACUUGUCGAGCCUGGAGGCUCGGGGAAUGCGUUCACCUACGACCCGGUCGUGGAGCCCGCUGGCACGGAGUUCCGCAGCUACAGUCGACUGGACGGCGAAUAUGCCCCCGAGCACGCGCGCAUCAAGGAGACGCGGACAGCGAAUCGGGACUACUUUGGCGGCCCGUCAGACUUCACGCCUAGCUUGGAGAACGAGGCGGGAAGCAUGGGCGCGUUGGACGAGUUGGCGAGCGAGAUGGGGUAUUUGGGGGAGUUUAUCACGGCUGAGUGA
Amorphotheca resinae ATCC 22711 is the source of this 1431-nucleotide messenger RNA. RefSeq lists its product as hypothetical. Lineage: Eukaryota; Fungi; Ascomycota; Leotiomycetes; Helotiales; Amorphothecaceae. The record is from RefSeq and is a predicted model, not a curated record. The transcript has 3 exons. The coding region runs from base 1 to 1431 and encodes 476 amino acids.